This is a messenger RNA of Struthio camelus australis, 1239 nucleotides long. The record is from RefSeq and is a predicted model, not a curated record. Lineage: Eukaryota; Metazoa; Chordata; Aves; Struthioniformes; Struthionidae.
AUGGAGGAGUUCCAGCAUCAGCUGCUCACUGUUAUUGGGGCUCUGAUCUGUUUCUGUACUCUGGUAAAAUGCAUCCGAUUUCUGAAAUAUAUUUUCCCACAUACUUGGAAUGCUUUGCCUCAGGCUUUCUUUCGGUCACUGGGAGAAUGGGCAGUGGUCACAGGAGCAGGAGAUGGGCUUGGAAAAGCAUAUUCCUUUGAGCUGGCAAAACAUGGACUAAAUAUAGUUAUGAUAAGCAGAACUCUUGAAAAACUUCAGAGAUUAGCCACUGAAGUUGAGCAGGCCACAGAUCAAAAGGUAAAGAUUAUACAAGCUGAUUUCACUAAAGAUUCAGUAUAUGAGAAUAUUGAAGAAAGUCUUGAAGGCCUGGAAAUUGGUGUUUUGGUUAACAAUGUUGGAAUGCUUCAUAAUCCUCUUCCGUGCCGUUUCCUUAAUGGACCAGACAUAGAUGAGAACCUCAUCAGCUGCAACAUUAUUUCUGUUACAAAGAUGAUACAAAUAAUUUUGAAACAAAUGGAGCCAAGACAGAAAGGUCUUAUUCUGAAUCUGUCCUCUGGUCUGAGUACUUUCCCUUGUCCAUUAUAUACAAUGUACUCAGCUUCUAAGGCUUUUAUAUGCACUUUCUCCAAAGCACUGCAAGCAGAAUAUAAGGAAAAGGGAAUUAUCAUACAGGUAGUGGCUCCUUAUGGUGUUUCUACUCCAAUGAUAAUGUACCAAAAACCUAAUCUUAUCACAAAGAUGGCGGAAGAGUUUGUUAGUGAAUCACUGGUUUAUGUCACCUUUGGAGAUGAGAUUUUUGGAUGUUUAGCCCAUGAAAUAUUGGUAAUUGAAUUUGAUAGUUUGCGUGCAUCCUGCAGCUCAUCCCUUUACCGGUAUUCCACAGUGACAGACUUCAAGAAACAGUCCUGCAUGUAUUUACCAGGCUUUAACAAAUGCCGGGUGCACCACGGCCGGCGCCACCACACUGCGGGGUCGCUGCGGCCUGGGGGCGCACCCUCCAAUGACCCCGUGAUUGACAAGGCCAGACGAAGGCGGAGUGACACCGCAGACCCACACCACAAACAUCUCGGCGCUGUGGAGCCAUUCCCCGCAGAACGACCCGUUCAUGGGCGCAUCGUUGCCAACGGAGCAGUGCUGCGGGCUGAGCACGAGGUCACCUGGGGAUGCGCGCACUGCUAUUGCCUAGAGCCGUACGGCUUUGGCAUAGCUGGGGGCUGGCAUGGUUCUGACCGGCUAUAA